UCGAGACCACAAUAAAAACAAAGGCCUGGCAAAAACAACUGCUGCUGCUGAUAAGAAAUAAAUAACAAUUAUUUAUUAUAGCACUCAAGUGUGGCUGCUAUAGAUAUCGUGGUUGGGCUAAUCGCGAGCAAAGACCAUUGCAACCAGUUGCUGACCAACAUUUACAGCGAGCGUAACGGGGGAUAAACAAAAAUGGCCACCUAUCAAAUGGGAUCAUGUCACGCAGUGCCGAUGACUUUGUUCAAAAACAACCGAGACAAAGUCACCAAGGCUGUGCUCAGCAAUCUGCAAGAGAGCCUCAAGUUUGAAGCUGGCUCACUGCAAUUACUGCUGGAGGGUGGCAAGGACAAGAGUUUGUACAACACUGACGUGGACUAUGUGUUUCGCCAGGAGUCGUACUUCCAAUACCUGUUUGGCGUUAAGGAGCCAGGUUGCUGGGGUAUUCUGAACAUUGAUGUGAAGUCCAGCACUUCAAGAUCUGUGCUCUUUGUUCCUCGUUUGCCAGAGCUCUACGAAACUUGGAUGGGACAACUGCUCACUACAGAUGAUUUCAAAGUAAUGUACGAGGUUGAUGAAGUGUAUUUUGAGGAUGAACUCGAAGCGUAUCUGGAGAGAACCGCACCCAAGUUAAUAUUGACGCUCAGUGGCACAAACAGCGAUAGCGGCCUGACCAUGCAACCGCCAGAGUAUGCGGGCAAGGAGAAGUAUGUGGUCAACUGUGACGCUCUCUAUCCAAUCAUAUCAGAAUGUCGCGUUAUCAAGUCCGCGGAGGAAAUUGAAGUGCUGCGCUAUGUGGCCAAAGUAUCAUCUGAUGCUCACAUUAAGGUCAUGCAGUUCAUUCGCCCCGGUCGCAUGGAGUACGAAGGUGAAUCGGUCUUCUUGCACCAUGCCUACGCUGUGGGUGGUUGUCGCCACGCCUCCUACACCUGCAUCUGUGGUAGCGGCACUAAUUCGGCAAUCCUGCAUUAUGGACAUGCCGGAGCCCCGAACAAUCGUCCCAUUCAGGAUGGGGAAUUGUGUUUGUUCGAUAUGGGUGCCAAUUAUUGUGGCUAUGCUGCCGAUAUCACUUGCACUUUUCCGGCCAAUGGCAAGUUCACGGAGGAUCAGAAAUUCAUCUAUAAUGCUGUGUUGGAUGCACGCAAUGCUGUGAUGAAUACCGCCCGCGAUGGUGUCUCCUGGGUGGACAUGCAUCGGCUGGCGGGUCGUGUCCUGCUCGAGCGUCUGAAGGCGGGUGGCGUGUUGAAUGGCGAUGUGGAUGAAAUGCUCGAGGCGGGCCUCUCUGGCGUCUUUCAGCCGCAUGGUUUGGGCCAUUUGCUGGGUCUCGAUGUACACGAUGUGGGAGGUUAUCUGCCGGCGGAGCCACUACGUCCCAGUGAGGAGUGGCUGAGCAAGUUGCGCUUCGCACGCAUUCUGAGGGCGGGCAUGUAUGUGACCAUUGAGCCGGGCUGCUAUUUCAUUGGCAGGCUGAUGAACAAUGCGCUGGCUAAUCCCGAGUUACGUAAAUUCCUGAAUGUGGAGGUGUUUGAGCGAUUCCGUAACUUUGGCGGAGUGCGCAUUGAAGAUGAUGUGCUGAUUACGAAGACGGGCACCGAGAACUUUGCAAUUGUGCCGCGUACAGUGGAGGAAAUCGAGGCAGCAAUGGCAGCAAAGUAAACUGAACUAUUUACACUACAUGUAUUUGGAAUCAAAUUUUAACUGCACGGGGGCGGACAUUAUAAUAAUAUACAAUAUAUCUUAUUUCAAAUUUUACACUGUACGAAUAUACAUGUUAUCGAAUUUAUAAUGCA
This is a messenger RNA of Drosophila albomicans, 1787 nucleotides long. RefSeq names its product xaa-Pro dipeptidase-like. Gene Ontology annotation, molecular function: manganese ion binding; metalloaminopeptidase activity. The record is from RefSeq and is a predicted model, not a curated record. The transcript has a single exon. The coding region runs from base 193 to 1653 and encodes 486 amino acids. Lineage: Eukaryota; Metazoa; Arthropoda; Insecta; Diptera; Drosophilidae.